AAAACCCUAAAAACUAGCAACCGUUCCAUGGAAGGAGCAGAGAUGGAGGAAGCUCGGGUCGAAGACCGUGAACACGACCACAACAAUACACAGGAAGAUGCUCAAAUUGAAGAAUCUGAACAAAAAAACAAAGACGCGGAGGUUGCACCCGCCCUUGUUUCCGUCCACCCGACCCAGAACUCAGUUGCAGUUGCUGUCGGGUCGGACCUUCGUGUCUUCAAUCUCUUAGACAAUUGUGCUGUGAAUUUGGUUGAUGAGUCGGGGGGGGCUUCUCAUAAUGAUUCAAUAAGAUGUAUUAAAUAUGGAACAAAUGGGAAACUAUUCGUAUCUGCUGGAGAUGAUAAACUUUUCAAGGUUUGGUCUACCGAUUGUUGGCGCUGUAUUUCCACUGUGGUUUCUGAGAAGAGACUGAGUGCAGUUGCAAUAAGCAAUGAUGGUCUUCAUGUUUGUUUUGCUGACAAAUUUGGAGUGGUUUGGGUGGUGGAUCUCGCGGGCUUCGAUGGAUCCGAAGCUUCUCUUGACAAGAAGGCGGCACCGUUGCUUUCUCAUUAUUGCAGUAUCAUUACUAGCCUGGAGUUUUCACUCGAUGGGCGUUUUAUAGUCAGUGCCGACAGAGAUUCCAAAAUUCGAGUUACAGUGUUUCCUUCGAAGCCAUUAGAUGGAGCCCAUGAGAUUCAAAGCUUUUGUCUUGGUCAUACGGAAUUUGUUUCCUGCCUUGCCUUCAUUAGCUCUCCGGAUUCUCCGCAGGGUAUUCUUGUGUCUGGAGGUGGUGAUUCAACUGUUCGCUUGUGGGAUAUUAUAUCCGGAUCCCUCCUUGAUACUUGUGAAGUUGGUGCAAAGGUGGGACAGGUUGAAUCUGAUGCUACUGAAGGAAACUGUUCAAUUAUUACCGGCAUAUGCACAAUUCUCGAUUGUACCCUAAUUGCAGUAGCCAUUCAAAGUCUACGAGGAAUAAUGCUAUUGGCGUGCAACCUUCCAUCUCGGACUCUUUCUGUUACAAAGUUGGUCUCGAUCAUCGGGGAGAAUUUUGUUCCUACAAGCCUUGGCAGUAGCAUAUCCGGAGGAUUGCUAUGGAUGGUAACAGGUGCCUCUAAGUUCCGAGGGCCCGACAUUUCGCCCUGUUCCAGAGUGAAAGGCAUCUCUGGUUUCAAUAAAAACAGUCCUGAUUCCUCGGAGCAGGAACCAGUCGUGUUGGCUGAUACUGAACUACCCGGUGGAGUCAAACUACUCGAGAAGUUGCAGGGAAGCAUGUUAAUCGAUGAAAAGGUGUUCUUGGUGGCGGCAGAUGCCGUGAAAACGGCCAUGUGCAAUUUGUUAAAUAAGAAGCAAUACUCUGAUGAGAAACGAGAGUUCAGAAAGCGAACAAGAAACGAUAAGAAAAAGAAGCAGUGACACGGAUGCAAUUAUUUGUUUUGUA
This is a messenger RNA of Hibiscus syriacus, 1417 nucleotides long. RefSeq names its product tRNA (guanine-N(7)-)-methyltransferase non-catalytic subunit wdr4-like. NCBI's taxonomy places the organism in Eukaryota, Viridiplantae, Streptophyta, Magnoliopsida, Malvales, Malvaceae. Bases 28 to 1392 code for a protein of 454 amino acids. Gene Ontology annotation, biological process: RNA (guanine-N7)-methylation. The record is from RefSeq and is a predicted model, not a curated record. Gene Ontology annotation, molecular function: protein binding; tRNA (guanine(46)-N7)-methyltransferase activity. Gene Ontology annotation, cellular component: cytosol; tRNA methyltransferase complex; nucleus. The transcript is spliced from 10 exons.